This is a messenger RNA of Botrytis sinoallii, 1662 nucleotides long. RefSeq lists its product as uncharacterized. The record is from RefSeq and is a predicted model, not a curated record. Gene Ontology annotation, molecular function: transmembrane transporter activity. Gene Ontology annotation, biological process: transmembrane transport. Bases 1 to 1662 code for a protein of 553 amino acids. NCBI's taxonomy places the organism in Eukaryota, Fungi, Ascomycota, Leotiomycetes, Helotiales, Sclerotiniaceae. The transcript is spliced from 2 exons.
AUGAACGAAGAAUCACCAUCAUCUCCUGGACAAGGAGAUUCUGAGUCCCACCGCGAAUCGAACCCCACCAAACGACACGGCUGGCAGUUUUGGGCCAUUUUCCCGGGCUUGUGUCUUGCAUCCGUAUUGUGUGCACUUGAUUCCACAAUUUUAUCAACCGCUUUGCCUACAAUUACAGCCGAUUUGAAUUCGUCAUCAAGCUACGUUUGGAUUAUCAAUGCUUAUACAGUUACCUUUACUGCGAUACAGCCAUUUUACGGACAAUUUGCUGAUAUUUUUGGGCGAAAAAGUGCCACUAUAAUAGCAAUAUGUUUUUUCCUCCUGGGUAGCGGCAUUUGCGCCGGAGCAGGUCAUACUAGUAUGCUGAUUAGCGGACGAGCAGUUCAGGGGCUUGGGGGAGGUGGCUUAAGCAUCUUGCCAGCAAUGGUAGUUUGCGAUUUGGUUUCUUUGAGAGAGAGACAAAAAUAUACUGGUUUGAUCUAUGGAGCGUUUGCUAUUGGCACUUUCAUUGGGCCCGUAGUCGGAGGCUCAAUGGUCGAACACAUUGGAUGGAGAUGGAUUUUCUGGCUAAAUUUGCCCAUCGGAGGACUGGCCCUACUUUCAGUCAUCUUGUUCUUUCGAGUUUCCCACGUCCGUUCUGGGCCAACCAUGUCAAACCUAGGAAAGAUUGAUUACUUUGGAAACACCUUAUUGAUUGGAGCAAUUACCUCGAUUCUGAUUGCGUUGUCGGGUACCGAUGUGGAAAGACCAUGGGAAUCUUGGCAGAGAUUGGUGCCACUGUUAUUGGGUUUUAUGGCUCUACCCUUAUACAUGAUUUUUGAGAACUCGCCAUUCUGCAAGCAACCCACAACUCCCUUGCGACUAUUCUCUCACAGAACAUCGUCUUUAGCUUUUUUGCUCACAUUUCUUCAUGGAAUACUCUUAUACUGGGCCAGCUAUUUUCUUCCCGUUUACUUUCAAGCUGUCUUGAAAGAUUCCCCGCAGGAAUCGGGGAUCCAUACUCUUGCAGCAGCCAUACCAAUGGUUCCGUUUGGCAUUUUAGGCGGAUUUUGGAUUGCUAAAGUGGGACAUUAUAGACUCAAUCAAAUCCUAGGGUUUGCACUUGCUACUAUCGCCAUUGGAUGCUUCAGCAUUCUGAAUCAAAAUUCUUCUACAGCCCUUUGGGUGAUACUACAGAUAGUUUUCGCAGCCGGUGCUGGAAUUGUGCUUACAGCUACAUUACCUGCGAUACAAGCACCGCUCCCAGAAUCUGACGUCGCGACUGCGACUGCGACGUGGGGAUUUAUUCAAAGUUUGGGGUUCGUUUGUGGUGUCGCCAUACCUUCCAGUAUCUUCGAAGCUAAAUUUAGAAGUAUGAUUUACACCAUUGAUGACGAUAGUUUGAAGAAGAUGUUCAGAGCUGGAGGUGCUUAUGAGCAUGCUUCGAAGGCAUUUAUCACAUCUUUGUCAGAGGAGUUGCAAACGCAAGUUGUGAAACUAUUCGUGGUUAGUUUGAAGCUUGUGUGGGAGGUUGGAUUGGCAUUUGCUAUCUUUGGAUUACUCGCAUCUUUUUUUGUGCAAGAUAUUGAGCUGAGGAGUAAUCUGGAGACAGAUUUUGGAUACGGAGGAGAGACUGAAGCUACCAAAACUGAAAAGUCUCCAGCUGAUCUUCUGCAACUGUAA